Messenger RNA from Lachnellula hyalina, 3585 nucleotides. It is a transcript of the gene pyc, whose product is annotated as Pyruvate carboxylase. Gene Ontology annotation, biological process: pyruvate metabolic process; gluconeogenesis. The transcript has 14 exons. Gene Ontology annotation, cellular component: cytoplasm. Lineage: Eukaryota; Fungi; Ascomycota; Leotiomycetes; Helotiales; Lachnaceae. Bases 1 to 3585 code for a protein of 1194 amino acids. The record is from RefSeq and is a predicted model, not a curated record. Gene Ontology annotation, molecular function: pyruvate carboxylase activity; ATP binding; metal ion binding.
AUGGCCGACCAGCAUGAUCCCAAUGGCGCCUACAGCGAGGUCUUUGAGGAGGGUUCCGACCUCAAGCACCCGCAGACCGUCCAUCGCAUUCGGGCCAAUUCCAGUAUCAUGCAAUUGAAGAAGAUCCUCGUCGCCAAUCGAGGAGAAAUUCCUAUUCGUAUUUUCCGUACUGCACACGAACUUUCACUCCAAACGGUCGCAGUAUUCAGUUAUGAAGACCGACUUAGCAUGCACAGGCAGAAAGCCGAUGAAGCCUACGUUAUCGGAAAGCGCGGUCAAUAUACACCUGUUGGAGCAUACUUGGCUGGAGACGAAAUCAUCAAGAUUGCUCUAGAGCAUGGAGUCCAAAUGAUUCACCCCGGCUAUGGAUUCCUCUCCGAGAAUGCAGAAUUUGGUAGAAAUGUGGAGAAGGCUGGCUUGAUCUUUGUCGGUCCUUCUCCAGAAGUCAUCGAUGCUCUUGGUGACAAGGUGUCUGCCAGAACUUUGGCUAUAAAGGCAGGCGUGCCAGUUGUACCAGGUACCGAGGGAGCUGUGGACAAGUUUGAGGAUGUCAAGCACUUCACGGACGAAUACGGCUUCCCAAUCAUCAUCAAGGCAGCUUACGGAGGUGGCGGACGUGGGAUGCGUGUUGUCCGAGAACAAGAAAGCUUGGAGGACUCCUUCAACCGUGCUACAUCUGAGGCUAAGUCCGCCUUCGGGAAUGGCACAGUCUUUGUGGAACGUUUCCUUGACAAACCCAAGCACAUCGAGGUCCAGCUUCUUGGAGACAACCAAGGAAACAUUGUUCAUUUGUAUGAGCGUGACUGCUCAGUUCAACGAAGACAUCAAAAAGUCGUCGAAUUAGCACCCGCGAAGGAUCUCCCGGCUGAGGUCAGAGAUGCCCUCCUUGCGGAUGCCGUGAAGCUUGCCAAGUCGGUCAACUACCGCAAUGCGGGCACUGCAGAAUUCUUGGUUGACCAGAAGAACCGAUAUUACUUCAUUGAGAUUAACCCUCGUAUCCAAGUCGAACACACGAUCACCGAAGAAAUCACAGGGAUCGAUAUUAUCGCGGCCCAGAUUCAAAUCGCAGCAGGUGCAACCUUGGCUCAGCUUGGCCUUACACAGGAUCGAAUUUCGACCAGAGGCUUCGCAAUCCAAUGCCGUAUUACAACAGAAGAUCCGGCCAAGCAAUUCUCGCCAGAUACGGGGAAGAUUGAAGUCUAUCGAUCAGCUGGUGGAAAUGGUGUCCGUUUGGAUGGUGGCAAUGGAUUUGCUGGUGCAAUCAUUACUCCCCAUUAUGACAGUAUGUUGGUGAAAUGUACUUGCCAUGGUUCCACAUAUGAAAUUGCUCGCCGAAAGAUGAUUCGAGCUCUAGUCGAAUUCCGUAUCCGCGGUGUCAAGACAAACAUACCCUUUUUGGCAACACUGCUUACUCACCCAACCUUCAUUGAAGGUAACUGCUGGACUACCUUUAUUGAUGAUACCCCUGAGCUCUUUGACCUCGUUGGCAGCCAGAACCGUGCUCAAAAGCUUCUGGCAUACCUCGGAGAUAUGGCUGUCAAUGGCAGCAGUAUCAAGGGCCAGAUUGGCGAGCCCAAAUUCAAGGGCGACAUCAUUAUGCCAGAGCUCCUGAGGGAGGAUGGAAAGCCGUUAGAUAUUUCCGAGCCUUGUAAGAAGGGUUGGAGAAACAUCCUUGUUGAGAAAGGCCCAGAAGCAUUUGCUCAGGCCGUCCGAAAGAACAAGGGAUGUCUUCUCAUGGACACAACCUGGCGUGAUGCACAUCAGUCAUUACUGGCUACUCGUGUGCGAACUGUUGAUCUUCUGAACAUUGCUAAGGAAACCAGUCAUGCUUAUAGCAACCUGUACAGUCUUGAAUGUUGGGGUGGUGCUACUUUCGAUGUUGCCAUGCGAUUUCUCUACGAGGAUCCUUGGGACAGACUGCGAAAGAUGCGCAAGCUCAUUCCCAACAUUCCUUUCCAGAUGCUUUUGCGUGGUGCAAAUGGUGUUGCGUACUCUUCUCUCCCAGAUAACGCCAUCUACCACUUCUGUGAGCAAGCAAAGAAGCACGGUGUUGAUAUUUUCCGAGUCUUUGAUGCUCUAAAUGAUAUUGACCAACUCGAGGUUGGUAUUAAGGCUGUUCACAAAGCCGGUGGCGUUGUUGAGGGUACUGUGUGCUAUUCUGGAGACAUGUUGAACCCAAAGAAAAAGUAUAACCUAGAGUAUUACUUGAGCUUGGUCGACAAACUUGUUGAUCUCAAGAUCCAUGUUCUCGGAAUCAAGGACAUGGCAGGUGUGCUGAAGCCAAAGGCCGCUACGCUUUUGAUUGGAUCUAUCCGCAAGAAGUACCCUGAUCUUCCAAUUCACGUCCACACCCACGAUUCGGCUGGUACCGGUGUGGCAUCAAUGGUUGCAUGUGCCAACGCUGGUGCUGAUGCCGUGGAUACCGCUACUGACUCCUUGUCCGGGAUGACAUCUCAGCCUAGUGUUGGUGCCGUCCUCGCGUCUCUUGAGGGCAGCGAUCUUGACCCAGGCCUGAAUGUCCACCAUGUCCGUGCGAUUGAUUCAUACUGGGCUCAGCUCCGUCUUCUGUACUCUCCAUUUGAAUCUGGUCUUACUGGACCCGACCCAGAAGUCUACGAACAUGAGAUACCAGGUGGCCAACUGACCAACAUGAUGUUCCAAGCUUCUCAGCUAGGUCUUGGUGCGCAGUGGGCAGAGACCAAGAAGGCCUACGAGCAGGCCAACGACUUGCUUGGUGAUAUCGUCAAGGUUACACCUACUUCGAAAGUCGUUGGUGACUUGGCUCAGUUCAUGGUCUCCAACAAGCUGGACUUCGACUCUGUACAGAAGAGAGCUGGAGAGCUUGACUUCCCAGGAUCCGUCCUUGAAUUCUUCGAGGGUCUCAUGGGUCAACCGUACGGAGGUUUCCCAGAACCUCUCCGUACUAACGCUCUUCGUGGCAGACGCAAGCUCGAAAAGCGACCUGGCUUGACUCUAGAGCCUCUUGACCUCCAGAAGAUUAAGAAGGACAUCCAUACCAACUGGGGUACUGUCACUGAGUGCGAUGUUGCAAGUUAUGCUAUGUACCCUAAGGUCUUUGAGGAUUACCGGAAAUUCAUUGCGAAAUAUGGCGAUCUAAGCGUCCUUCCUACAAGAUAUUUCUUGUCGGCUCCGGAGAUUGGAGAGGAGUUCCACGUCGAGCUCGAGAAGGGCAAGGUCUUGAUACUGAAGCUUCUCGCUGUUGGUCCUUUGUCCGAUACUACUGGUCAACGUGAGGUCUUCUACGAAGUAAAUGGUGAGGUUCGACAAGUGACUGUUGAUGACAACAAGGCUGCUGUAGAGAAUACGGCCCGACCAAAGGCUGAUCCUGGAGAUUCGAGCCAAGUUGGAGCUCCGAUGUCGGGUGUUGUUGUUGAGAUCCGUGUUCACGAAGGUAGUGAGGUUAAGAAGGGUGAUCCUAUUGCUGUGCUCAGUGCUAUGAAGAUGGAAAUGGUCAUCUCAGCACCGCAUGCUGGUAAAAUAGGUGGCAUCCAGAUCAAGGAGGGUGACUCGGUGGGAGGUGCAGACCUCAUCUGUAAGAUUGGCAAGCCUGGAGAGUCAAAGUAG